UUAGUAGAGCUACAAAGUACAUACGCAUCAUAAUCGAAUAAUACAAUGAACAGGUUGUUUGGUGUUUUCGUUUUGAUUUUCUUUAUAUGUGUCAUUGGAUGUCAAACCGCUGUCAUAUCUGAUGCCAAUGUACCACCCUAUGGUAAUGAGGCAUCGUCAAGAUUGCAGAAACGAUCAGCGAUGCCUCAUGCGGAUAUACCCAACUGUCACGCUCUCAGACAUGAUGGAAGGUGUGCAACUCAAUUCGGGGGAAUAAGAAGUAGAGGACGCUCCAAUGCCAUGGCAUACAAAGGUGGAAAGACGGUAGAAAAGAAAACUGGUUUUUGGACAAAGGUUGGUGACUGGUUUAAAGGAUAAAACUUCUACAAAUACUUUAUGCUUUUUUGCUGUAGCAGGUUUCUGAAAAUAAAUUUUAUUUCAACACAAAUAAAAUUUGAUAUGCUUAAAUUA
Stomoxys calcitrans (stable fly) is the source of this 450-nucleotide messenger RNA. RefSeq lists its product as uncharacterized. The record is from RefSeq and is a predicted model, not a curated record. Lineage: Eukaryota; Metazoa; Arthropoda; Insecta; Diptera; Muscidae. Bases 46 to 357 code for a protein of 103 amino acids. The transcript is spliced from 2 exons.